UACAUAAUCAGAGUGAGGAUGAAAGCUUUCAUCUAGUGAGUGAGGACAGAGAAAAAGAGAGUGUAGAAGUGAGAGAGAUUAAUAGGAUCAGACCUUACUAUCGCACAUGCAGAGCAGCCCAGUGUGACAGAGGAGCAGUUCUGACAGGGUACAGUACAUGAUACUGUAUGACUGUGUGUAUAGCCUGAUACACAAAGCUCCCAUAAGCGUGCAACACUCCCCCUCCAACUGUGGAUCAACUCAUUGUACAACAGGACUGCAGCAAAACUUUCUGGCCCAUUCAUUUUUUUACGUUACUGAUUUUGGACUGAAUCAGGACUCAACAGGACAAGAUGCUCCUGCGUUUGGGAGGGGCCAAAGGGAUCCUGGUCAUCAGGAGUGUGGGUCUAUUCUGUCGUUCUGCCCACUUGUCUCCCCAAAGUCUGGAGUACCGACCAAUCAAAAAGGUUAUGGUGGCAAACAGAGGUGAAAUCUCCAUCCGGGUGUUUCGAGCAUGCACAGAGCUGGGGAUCCGGACAGUGGCUGUAUAUUCAGAGCAAGACACUGGACAAAUGCACAGGCAGAAAGCAGAUGAGGCUUACCUGAUUGGCAAAGGCCUGUCUCCUGUUGCAGCCUAUCUCCAUAUCCCUGACAUAAUCAAAGUGGCUAAGGAAAAUAAUGUGGAUGCAAUCCACCCUGGUUAUGGGUUUUUAUCAGAGCGUUCAGACUUUGCCCAAGCCUGUGCCGAUGCAGGGGUGAGAUUCAUUGGCCCUUCUCCAGAGGUUGUGCGCAAGAUGGGGGAUAAAGUGGAAGCCCGUGCCCUGGCCAUACAAGCAGGUGUCCCAGUGGUUCCAGGGACAAACUCUCCCAUCUCCUCUCUGCAAGAGGCUCGGGAGUUUGCUGAAACAUACAACUUUCCCAUCAUCUUUAAAGCUGCAUAUGGAGGAGGAGGCCGUGGAAUGAGGGUGGUCAGAAAUUAUGAGGAACUAGAGGAAAAUUAUCAGAGAGCUUACUCAGAGGCUCUGGCUGCAUUCGGCAAUGGUGCUCUCUUUGUUGAAAAGUUCAUUGAGAAACCACGACACAUUGAAGUGCAAAUUCUUGGUGAUAAAUAUGGAAACGUUAUUCAUCUUUAUGAGAGGGAUUGCUCUAUCCAGAGAAGACAUCAGAAAGUUGUGGAGAUUGCUCCUGCUGCUCAGCUAGACCCUCGCCUUAGAGACAGACUGACCUCAGACUCGGUCAUCUUGGCCAAGCAGGUGGGCUAUGAGAACGCAGGCACAGUGGAGUUCCUGGUUGACAAACAUGGAAAGUACUACUUCAUCGAGGUCAACUCCCGCCUACAGGUGGAACAUACUGUUACAGAGGAGAUAACUGAUGUGGAUUUGGUUCAUGCCCAGCUGCGUGUAUGUGAGGGCCGCAGUCUUCCUGAGCUGGGUCUUGAACAGGACAAGAUUCGCAUCAAUGGCUGUGCCAUUCAGUGCCGGGUCACCACAGAAGACCCCUCCCGUGGUUUUCAACCAGACACAGGUCGAAUAGAGGUGUUUCGCAGUGGAGAAGGUAUGGGCAUUCGUCUGGACAGUGCCUCUGCUUUUCAGGGGGCCAUCAUCUCCCCACACUAUGAUUCACUGCUGGUCAAAGUCAUAGCUAGUGGCAAAGACCUCCCCACCGCUGCAACCAAAAUGCACAGGGCGCUUACCGAGUUCAGAGUCCGUGGUGUUAAGACUAAUAUCCCCUUCCUACAGAAUGUAUUGAGCAAUAGCCAGUUCCUGUACCACACAGUAGACACCCAGUUUAUUGAUGAGAACCAGGAGUUGUUCAUCCUCAAACCAACACUGAACAGAGCUCAGAAACUCCUGCACUAUUUGGGUCACGUAAUGGUAAAUGGACCCAUGACUCCUAUCCCAGUGAAAGCCAAACCUUCAUCCGUCGAUCCAGUUGUUCCUCCUGUUCCACUGGGUCAGCCGCCCAUGGGCUUCCGUGAGGUCCUGUUGAAGGAAGGUCCUGAGGGUUUCGUGCGGGCAGUUCGACAGCACCAGGGGCUACUACUGAUGGACACCACCUUCAGAGAUGCCCACCAGUCCCUACUGGCCACUCGCAUCAGGACACAUGACCUUAAGAAGAUUGCUCCCUUCGUGACCCACAACUUCAAUAAUCUCUUCAGCCUGGAGAAUUGGGGAGGAGCUACAUUUGAUGUAGCAAUGCGUUUUCUGUGGGAGUGUCCGUGGAAGAGACUCCAAGAGCUUAGAGCUCUGAUACCCAACAUCCCAUUUCAGAUGCUUCUACGUGGAGCCAAUGCUGUUGGAUACACCAACUACCCCGAUAAUGCUGUGUUCAAAUUCUGCGAGGUGGCCAAAGAGAAUGGCAUGGAUAUCUUCCGUGUUUUUGACUCCCUGAAUUACAUUCCCAACAUGCUUUUGGGUAUGGAAGCAGCAGGCUCAGCAGGGGGCGUGGUGGAGGCUGCCAUUUCUUACACUGGGGAUGUAUCUGACCCAUUAAGACAAAAAUACUCACUGGAGUAUUAUCUGGAGCUGGCAGAUGAGUUGGUCAAAGCUGGAACACACAUACUGGCCAUUAAGGAUAUGGCUGGCCUGUUAAAGCCUGAAGCCAGCCGCUUACUUAUCGGAGCAUUGCGGGACCGUUUCCCAGAUGUCCCCAUCCAUGUUCACACUCAUGACACAGCAGGCGCAGGUGUGGCAGCUAUGCUAGCCUGUGCGGAAGCAGGCGCUGAUAUAGUAGACAUAGCGGUAGACUCAAUGGCCGGCAUGACCUCACAACCGAGCAUGGGUGCCAUCGUAGCGUGCACCAAAGGAAGCAAACUUGAUACUGGUGUUUCUCUGGACAAGGUCUUUGACUACAGUGAGUACUGGGAAGUGGCUCGUGGUCUGUAUGCUCCCUUCGACUGCACUGCCACCAUGAAAUCUGGUAAUGCAGAUGUUUAUGAAAAUGAGAUCCCAGGGGGCCAGUACACCAACCUUCACUUCCAGGCCCACAGCAUGGGCCUAGGUAAUAAGUUCAAAGAGGUGAAGAAAGCCUACACUGAAGCCAACAAACUGUUGGGAGAUCUUAUCAAAGUGACCCCCUCUUCUAAGAUUGUGGGUGAUCUGGCUCAGUUUAUGGUUCAGAACUCUCUUUCUAGGGCUGAGGUGGAAGAGAGAGCAGAUGAGCUCUCCUUCCCACUUUCUGUUGUGGAGUUCCUGCAAGGACAUAUUGGAAUACCACACGGAGGCUUCCCUGAGCCCUUCAGGUCAAAGGUGCUGAAGUCUUUACCUCGAAUUGAAGGACGUCCAGGGGCUUCACUUCCACCACUGGACUUCAAGGCUCUUGAGUCUGGUCUGCAAACUGCACAUGGUAAUGACAUUACCCCUGAAGAUGUGAUGUCAGCAGCCAUGUACCCUAAGGUCUUCCAAGAGUUCAAAGAGUUCACAUCAAACUUCGGACCGGUGGACUGCCUUAAUACUCGCCUGUUUCUGGAUGGCCCCAAAAUAGCAGAGGAGUUUCAGGUUGAGUUGGAGAGAGGGAAAACGUUGCACAUCAAAGCCUUGGCCUUGGGUGACUUGAACAAGUCUGGUCAGAGAGAGGUGUUUUUUGAACUCAAUGGCCAGCUGCGUUCCGUCUUGGUCAAGGAUGCAGCGGCAAUGAAGGAGAUGCACUUCCACCCUAAAGCCUUGAAGGAUGUGCGGGGACAGGUUGGAGCUCCCAUGCCCGGUAAAGUCGUGGAAGUAAAGGUGAAGCAGGGCCAGAAGGUGGAGAAAGGUCAGCCGCUCUGCGUCCUCAGCGCCAUGAAGAUGGAGACAGUUGUCAACUCUCCUCUCUCAGGCAUCAUAUCCAAGGUGUACGUCAAUGCAGACAGCAGUCUGGAAGGAGAUGAUCUCAUUCUGGAAAUAACAGAAUAAAGUUUAAAGGUUACAGAGGCUAGAGGUUAAAGAUAAAAGAGAAAGGGAAGGCAGUGCUAAGCAUAGCAAGGAACAGGUAGGAUUUAGUUUGCUUUUACUUUAUAAAUGAGUGAUCUUGUAUAAUUUGGUGGACUGAAGGUAAUUGCUGAAAGUUUUUAGAUUUUUUACAUUCCCGAUAUGGUGUAAAAGUCUUACUGAGCUUUCAGAGCCAGUUUAAUUUAACACAGAUGUUUAAGUUGUUAUUAGAUUCAAAGAAUAGAAGUUAAUAUGUGAAGUGGUGAUAGCCUGUAACCAGAAACUACAGAAGUCUUAGUGAUUCACUCUUUGGUAUUCAGUCAUAGUUCUGUUAAUACACUGAGGACAGUGUUAGACUCCCACUAGUGUCUUGUGAAUUUAGAUAUAGGACUUACAGCUUCACAGCCACACAUGAUAUCUACUGUAUGUGCCAGACAAAUCUUUUUUUUUUUUGUAAAUGACUGAAUAAUAUAUAAAAAUUAACAAGAUUUGUUAUGGAUUCUGAUGACAAUCUCUACAUUUAUAUAACAGGGUAUGUGUAUGUGUGUAUGUUUUUGUGUAUGCAAGAGAGACCAUGUUCAGUUUCUGUACAAGGUUUUAAGAGGAACAGCAGUUUCAUAUUAAUGUAAUGUUAGUAGAGCGUAAAAUCAAUUUUAAAAGGUCUAAAAUAUUAAUACCAGCAAAUAUUCCAGUAGAUGCACAUGCACAUUAAAGCACAAUGUCGUCAUGGUAACGCCAUUGCACAUCUUGGAAAAAAGCAAUAAAGUUGAGUAAUUCUGAACACGAGAUAUUCAAAUUGUUGGGUCAUGUCAAUGUUUGUUUUAGCGUAACAGUGUUGUAUUGAAAUUGUUCUUUUUCGAAACCACCCAUUAUUUUUGACAAGCUCAUUAUAAGGAAUGUGAUUCUAGCUAAUGAACUGUGGCAAAUGUGUGUGUAAUAAUAAUGGUUUUGAAAGUUAUUGCACGACAAAAUCCUUAUUAUUUCCUUCCCCUCUCAUCUGCUCCCUCCAUCACACCCUCCUUUUAGAAUCACUCUUACCUUCUUUGCACCAUGGGACUUUUCAGGUUCAUGCUGCCACUGUAAGUGAACAGCAAGUCAUUACUCAGCCGGUAGUGCAGUAGACAAAUCCAGCACACAUGGCAGCAGGGCAGCGUAGAGAAGUUGUUUGUAAAUGUGGUUGUGGAAAAUGUUUACAUAAAUCCCACCUAAAACCUCAAACAAGAAGAUUCCCUCAUUAAGCUAAAUGCUUUGUAAAUUAUGUCCCAUGCUCACUUUUUUAUAUUGUAAAAGAGGCAGUAAUUAUGGUUGACCAUUAAUAAUGGAAGAGUCUAUAGUCAUUUUGUUUUUCAGCUGUUGAAAUAUGCUGCACAAGAUAUUUCAUACUUAUUACCAUGGCGUAAGCAUUAAUUAUAAUUGCAUACAGAAGCCUCACUGUGACAUUUCAAGGUGGAUAUAAAAUUAAAUUAGGAUCCACAUUCGAAAAUUAAAGUUCACCAAUUGAACAUGGGCGAAAAUUGAUGCAGCCUAAAAACAACCAGAGGACAAGGGUGAUUGUAUAUGGAGGUCUUGGAUGCAUUCAGUCCCACUGAUUGAAUCUUUAACAUUGGCUCGCUUAUCAACGGCUUAGUGAGAAUAGAGCAAUCUUUCAUUGUGCCAACAUUUCUCAAUGGCUUUUCAUUAAAUCAUUUGACUUACAAGUGAUUCUUCCACACAUUAUGCUUAUUUUAUCAGGAUUUGAGGGGGAGAGAAAGUGUGUGAAUGUGCAGUUCCAUUAUCUUUCACCCCAAGCCUAUGAAAACAGUCUGUGACUGUGCACAUGAACAUGUGCUUGAAAAGGAUUGUUUUUGAUUUCAUGUGCAUGCAAAUGAAAACCAGAGAACCAUUAGUCCAUACACUAGCAUACAGACACAGGGUUACCAAAAGACACAUGCAGAAUGGGCCAGUGUCAAAGUAUUUCAAGCAAGUCAGUCCACUGGCGGCCAUCUUUAGAAUGCUUUCAUGAAGCUAUUUCCGGUCAUGAAAGUGCAGCACCUAUCUUCUCGAGUGGGGGAACACAUCUCCAAUACGGUUGCUCAAGAUUACAAUAAAAGAACAUAUUUCAAAUCAUCAGUUAAAUCUGACAACUCUGGAAUCAGAAAUUGUGCUUCUUUACCUGAGUUUUCGCAAAAAAAAAACAAACUGCAAUUUUACUGGCUAGUAUAGCAAAUGCACAUGCACGUUCUCGAGUUGAUUGACAGGCAGUGUCUGUAUCUAAAAGGUGAUUGGCUCUUUUACCUUAAGGCAGGACUUCCUUUCUAAAUCCGUUGACCGUUGGGCGUUCCAAUUUCUCCCACUUAUUUUAAUAGAAGUGGCUCGUCUCUGCAAAAUAGUCUCUGCUAGUGUUCUUUGAAGCUGUUCAGUUAAACAUAAACACACUUGUUUUAGGUUUUUGUAUAAAUCAGUGAAAUAACCUCUUGGUUUGUGCCAUGUUCUGAUAUUUCUAAGGGAACAUCUGAACUAAGAAGAACCUUUAGGGUUGUAUCAAGACUGGACAGCUUCUGGUUUUCAUGUGAAACAGACUGUAUCUAUUGAACUUACAAGGCUACAAUGAGCACUUUUACCAAGGGACACUUUAUAAUUGUCUAUAUCUUCAGUACAACUACUUGCCUAUUAGAAAAUAUUUUUUUCUGUUCUUUGAGCUAAUACUGUUAAUUUUGUUGUUUAUAGUAAACGUCUUUAAAAUUCUGUACAUGAAUGGGGAACCGAGGACAUUUAGCAAUUAUUUUGAAUUAUAAUCAAUUGAUGAGACUUUCAGUUGACAGCUUUUUCUUUGAAGCUAGGGGAAAAAGAAUGUAUAAAAUAACAUAACAUUUGAUCAAUUUCUUGAUGUUUUUAUCAUUUUCUGAACUACAGCAAAAAUAGAAUAAAAAUGUGUAUGUGCAUCUCUCA
Molecule: messenger RNA, 6812 nt
Organism: Myxocyprinus asiaticus (Chinese sucker)
Lineage: Eukaryota; Metazoa; Chordata; Actinopteri; Cypriniformes; Catostomidae
Product: pyruvate carboxylase, mitochondrial-like
Exons: 21
Coding region: 333-3869 (1178 amino acids)
Biological process (GO): gluconeogenesis; pyruvate metabolic process
Cellular component (GO): cytoplasm
Molecular function (GO): pyruvate carboxylase activity; ATP binding; metal ion binding
Source: RefSeq, a predicted model, not a curated record